GCGUCGGGCUGGUUCCCAGCUCCAGCCCAGCGCCGAGCCGCGCUUUCUCUCCCGCGUUCCCAGGCGUCCGGAAGGGAGGGUCCCCGCGAAUCCGCCUCCCCGCCAGUCCCGGGUCGGAGCAGCCUCGGGACGUCCGGCGGCUCCAGCCGCGCCCCGGGCGCACGGGCCAGGAGAGCGUGGGGGAGCGGAGGGGUGCCCCCUACGGGAAGAUGAGGAAGCCUGACGGGAAGAUCGUGCUUUUGGGGGACAUGAACGUGGGCAAGACGUCGUUGCUCCAGAGGUACAUGGAGCGGCGCUUCCCGGACACGGUCAGCACGGUGGGCGGCGCCUUCUACCUGAAGCAGUGGCGCUCCUACAACAUCUCCAUCUGGGACACUGCAGGGCGGGAGCAGUUCCACGGCCUGGGCUCCAUGUACUGUCGGGGGGCGGUUGCGGUCAUCCUCACCUACGACGUGAACCACGCCCAGAGCCUGCUCGAGCUGGAGGACCGGUUCCUGGGCCUGACAGACACGGCCAGUGCCGACUGCCUCUUCGCCGUCGUGGGCAACAAGGUGGACCUGAGUGAGGAGGCGCCUGGGGAGGGCGGCCAGGGAGGAGGACACGGUUCCGGGCAGGCAGGCGGCGGCGGCUGCCCGGCCCCCCGGCUGUCCAAGCAGGUGCAGCUGGAGGACGCAGUGGCCUUUUACAAGAAGAUCCUCAAGUACAAGAUGCUGGACGAGAAGGACGUGCCGGCUGCUGAGCAGAUGUGCUUCGAGACGAGCGCCAAGACCGGCAAGAACGUGGACCUGCUGUUUGAGACGGUGUUCGACAUGGUGGUGCCCGUGAUCCUGCGGCAGAGGGCCCAGGGCCCGCCGCAGACCGUGGACGUCGCCAGCGCCCCGCCGCCUGCACGGACCAGAUCCGGGUGCUGCUCCUGACGCGCCCCGGCCCGGCCCCGGGGACCCGGGUGGCCCGAGGAGCCGAUCGGGGGUCA
Molecule: messenger RNA, 973 nt
Organism: Odocoileus virginianus texanus
Lineage: Eukaryota; Metazoa; Chordata; Mammalia; Artiodactyla; Cervidae
Gene: RAB20
Product: RAB20, member RAS oncogene family
Biological process (GO): intracellular protein transport
Cellular component (GO): endomembrane system
Molecular function (GO): GTP binding; GTPase activity
Source: RefSeq, a predicted model, not a curated record